Pristis pectinata (smalltooth sawfish) is the source of this 495-nucleotide messenger RNA. RefSeq names its product thymosin beta-10. Gene Ontology annotation, biological process: regulation of cell migration; actin filament organization. Gene Ontology annotation, molecular function: actin monomer binding. Lineage: Eukaryota; Metazoa; Chordata; Chondrichthyes; Rhinopristiformes; Pristidae. The record is from RefSeq and is a predicted model, not a curated record. Gene Ontology annotation, cellular component: cytoplasm. The transcript has 3 exons. The coding region runs from base 154 to 288 and encodes 44 amino acids.
AGGGAGUAGUGCAGUGGGAACUUGGAAUGACUGCACAUGGUUUGGGGAGGGCUGCUGUGUGGUAGAAGGGGGGAUUAGCGUAGCGGGUUGGUGGGGGGAGGAGAGAAAAUUCCUUUUGCAUCCUUUCCUCUAAGUGUUGCAGAUUGAACUGAAAUGGCAGACAAACCGGACUUCAGGGAGGUUGCUUCCUUUGACAAGAGCAAGUUGAAGAAAACCGACACGGAAGUGAAGAACACCCUUCCCACAAAAGAAACUAUUGAUCAGGAAAAGAAGGCAGAGAGCAGCUAGUUUCUGGAAUCGCACUCUGUCCAUGGUGGAGGGAACCUUUCGGGCUCUUUUUCUUAAAGAAAUAAAUCCCUGUUUCUUACUGUGAACUGAACUACUGAAGGGCCAGAGCAUUGGCUAAGUGGCUGCUGAUUCUGAGUCCUUUUGGACCAUGGCUGUGAGUUCUCCAGUGUUGUGAAGGAAAUGAAUAAAAAUUCAAUUUGUGCAUAA